This is a messenger RNA of Pygocentrus nattereri (red-bellied piranha), 1659 nucleotides long. It is a transcript of the gene pkig, whose product is annotated as protein kinase (cAMP-dependent, catalytic) inhibitor gamma. Gene Ontology annotation, biological process: negative regulation of cAMP-dependent protein kinase activity. Bases 277 to 513 code for a protein of 78 amino acids. The record is from RefSeq and is a predicted model, not a curated record. Lineage: Eukaryota; Metazoa; Chordata; Actinopteri; Characiformes; Serrasalmidae. Gene Ontology annotation, cellular component: nucleus; cytoplasm. The transcript has 3 exons. Gene Ontology annotation, molecular function: cAMP-dependent protein kinase inhibitor activity.
GAAAAACUCCAUUUUGGAAACAGCUGUUCGGGACGCCACCUCGCUCAUUGUUUUCAGCGGCGCUGUCAAAGAAGCGGUCGGGCUCCGACAUGGUGCUGUUUCUCCGCAGGAGCUGCUCGUCGAAAACAUGCCACAGUAACGCAGAGAAAUGAUGGAAAGGACAGCUGAAAUAUAGCCAGAGAGAGCUUCAGCGACAGCGACGGUCGGAGUGCGGCGCUAACAAGUGGAGGAAAUUCAGGCGAACGAAGGUGGAAUGAUAAGACAGGUCAUGGGCAGAUGAUGGAUGUUGAGUCGUUAUACUCAGAUUUCAUUAACUGUGAUCGCACGGGCCGCAGGAAUGCAGUGCCAGACAUUAAGGGUGAAGGAACAGCGGGGGGCACCAGUGAACUGACCAAAGAUAUGGCUCAAAUGGACCUGAAGGCAGGAGAGGCGGAUGCUGCUGGGGCUCCGGCCCCUGAGGCGGAGGCAUCAGGGAGCCAGGAGCCAGAGCAGAGCAAAGAGGGAGCCUCUUAAGAGGGAGCAGAGAAAGAUAAAAGUCAGGAUAAAAGAGGAGUGCACUGCCUUCUCCAACACCACCUGCUCUUUCGUCACUAGUUCUUCUCAGACUGCCUCCCAGGCAGCAGUCAGCAACAGCUCUCACAGACUCGGAUCCUCCUUGGAGACACCACUAGACAGAAUGGAUUUGUCAAGCACUACCAGUCUCCUCUUUGCAGCCCUGACAAGUCUGCUGGAGCUGUAUUUCUACCAUUCCUGAGAGGAAGCAGACUUUUUGAUACCUUUUCAUCCUAAACUCUACAACUGUUCACGCUGAACAGGAUUUUUGGGAAAUAUGAGACCGUGGGUUCAGAACUACUACAAAGUACCAAAUACACUCAUUCAUGACACAACACAUGCUGAGGACUGAGGUGUUUUUUUUUUUUUUUUUUUUUUUUACAGUAACAGGUAUAGCUAUACCAGAAUGGAUUGUAGGAAAAUCUAUUUAUUUCCUAAUAUUCCCUGAGGUCAAUAGAAUUGUGUUUCUGUACUACAUUAUAUUCUUUAAAGUGUAUGUUACAUAGUCAACAAUAUUUAUAUAGUAUGAGUUACAGCUUUCUGCUCACGAAACACACUGCAUUUGUUUUCUCUUUAUAUUGUAAGUUCCUCAGAAUAAACGGGAAUGAUAUUAAUACAGUUCUUAAUGUGUUGCAUAUAAUGAGUUUACAGUGCAGGAAUAUUUGUUGCUGUCAUAACAAAAAAAAUUCUUAACUUUAAUGAAAGUUACACAGAAUUCACACCAGACACAACUUGUCAGCGUUACUUAAGAGCGUAUGUGAAGCACGAGCUACCAUGCAUUCAGACCAUGCUGCCUCCAGCUCAGCUCAGUCAUGUAAACACUUAAGGUGGGAGUAGUAGCUUUUUUAAAGAUAAAAUUACACGUUUUGACCACUGUUUUUCAGAUUAAGUAGCAUCCGCAUAUGGUUAGUACAGCACAGGAGCUGCUCAGCAACUGCGACUACUAGGCCAACAUCACGUUUUAGUAAAUUAUCAUUUUAGAAUGUACUUUGGAAUAUUUGACUAGCUUUCUAUGAAGUUUAUACUAGGCCUGUUACAAUCAUGAAAUUUUAGUUGAUGAUUAAUUGUUGUAAACAUCAAAUAAACAUUACUCACUGCUGCCCUCUA